UGUUGUGCUUUAAAUAUGAGAGAAGAUAUUAGCCAUAACAGCUACAGUAUCAAGAUGAAGUCAGUGUCACUGGUUAUAGGUGCUGUGUUUUUGGCGUUGUGCCUUACCAAUGUGUUUGCCGGCGACGUGGAAGGUAAAGAUGAGAAAGAGAAUAGAAAAGUGACCGCAACUUCACAUCAGCCUAAGGGCAUCAAAUCAUUCUAUUCUGGACGUAUUGUUAAUGGGAAAAACGGCGAUAUCGCAUCGUUUCCCUACAUAGUACACCUGCGAGUGAAUAACUUUGGUGCUUGUGGUGCUAGUAUUAUAACGCUCAAGCACGCCUUUACUGCUGCUCAUUGUCUGUAUAAGAAUCAGAAUGCUACCAAGAUCACACUAUAUGGAGGCAGUACAACACAGACCAGAGGUGGGGUCGUCUUUCAGGCCAGCAAAAUCGUUAUCCAUCCAUACUACAACCCAGAAACACAUGAUUAUGAUGCGGCAAUAGUGGAAAUAAAAACUUCCUUCCAAGGAUACGACAAUAUUGCUCCGAUUGCUCUCCAAGAUGCGGAAGUUCCUAGUGAUACUACAUGCUACGUGGCAGGCUGGGGGUUGAAUAACUAUAACAGAAGAACCACUCCAGACAAUCUGCAAUAUGCCACUCUGCAAGUAAUUACACAGCAGCAAUGCUCAGCAGCAUGGGGUAGUUAUGCUACACCACAAGUUAUUUGUGCCCAGCAAAACAAUAACGGUGAUGUAUGCAAAGGCGAUAGUGGAGGACCAUUCGUUUGUAACGGCAAGCUAACGGGUGCCACCUCUUACGGUGGUAUAGGUUGCCGGGGCAGAUUGCCGUCUGCAUUUGCUAAAGUUACUGCUCCAGCCAUUCGCGAAUUUAUUCGUAACACAGCAGGAAUUUAAGUACGAAUAUAACGCAUUUACACUUUGCUAGCUACAAUAACUUCGCUGCGAUUUCUACAAUAACGUGAUUUCACACAGCUUAGCAAAACCAACGUUGCUAACAAUUCUUGGAUGAGUAGUAUACCAUUCAAAUCAGCAUUAACAAACACUUUCACAUCUGCGCAGCUGGGGUAUAUCUUCGCUCUUUUUAUUGCAAAUGUUAGUUACGGUACAAUUCAGUUUUUUGUGAAUACAUACAUGCAUACCCUUCACUGAUAAACUGCCAUGAAUCUACUACGCAACGUGCCACCAGCCAACUUGACAUAAGUAUCUGUUAAUAUGUUGCUUCAUGCUCCAAAUACUAUCCUUUAAUAAAUAUAACCGACCGGUUUAAUUGCUUACACUA
Molecule: messenger RNA, 1279 nt
Organism: Anopheles merus
Lineage: Eukaryota; Metazoa; Arthropoda; Insecta; Diptera; Culicidae
Product: trypsin delta-like
Exons: 3
Coding region: 16-894 (292 amino acids)
Biological process (GO): proteolysis
Molecular function (GO): serine-type endopeptidase activity
Source: RefSeq, a predicted model, not a curated record